AUGGCGCGCGAUGAUCGAUCUGAAGAAUUCAUUGGUGUCCUUGGCUUCUUCAUGUGCAUCUGCAUUCUGCUAGUGAUGCUUCGAUGCUACUGCAAAUUAGUAAUUGUGAAGAACUUCUCGGCCGACGACUACUUCUCUGUCCUUACGCUGGUUUCAUUCUUGGUCUUUUGUACCCUAGCGCGUCUGGGUAUUUCGAACGGAACUGGAAAACGACGAUAUCUUAUUCCCGACGAAAACUACCCAGUUGGCAUGAAGUGGUGGUGGGCCUGCGAACCGACCUACGUUAUCACGAACAUCUUUCUCAAAUCCAGCAUCGGUAUCUUUCUGCUGCGCAUAGCCCAGAGGAAAACCCAUCGCAUCAUUCUUUGGACUUCCCUGCUUGCCAUCCAAGUAUACAGUGUGUACUUCUUCUUCAUCUUCACCUUCCAGUGUUGGCCGGUUUCCUUCUUCUGGGAACAAUUCCGCGGUGGUAAAGGCCACUGCAUACCCUCCAAAGUCAUUGUCAAUUCGUUCUAUGGCUACUCUGCGUUGUCAUGUAUAACCGAUUGGACGUUUAGUAUCGUUCCAAUAUUCAUUGUGCAUGGCCUACAAAUGAACAAGAGGAACAAAGUUACUGUUGGCGUUGUACUUGCCUGCUGCGCUAUUGGUUCCUCAGCGACUAUUGUCCGCCUGCCUUUCAUCAAUGGCCUUAACGAUAUCCCCGACUUCCUCUACUCUACCAUCGAUGUUGCAAUCUGGUCUACUUGUGAGACCGGCAUCGGCCUUGCUACUUCCGCCGCUGCUACACUCCGCCCCUUGCUCCGCCAGGUCCUUAACGAUACGUCAACGCAUGAUAGUUCCAGUCGCAAACGGUCGCGCGCGUGGACAUCUGGUCAUCCAUCACGGGCAGGGUAUCAGGAGCAUCCAAGCCAACACGGCGAUCAUGAUAUCCAGCUCACGAGUCAUAGUUCGAAACAGUAUAAUGUCCAGGUUACAGGCGGAGAUAGGUCAAGUCCAAGCAGUAGUACUUUUAGACUAAAAGACUAG
This is a messenger RNA of Bipolaris maydis ATCC 48331, 1026 nucleotides long. RefSeq lists its product as uncharacterized. The record is from RefSeq and is a predicted model, not a curated record. Lineage: Eukaryota; Fungi; Ascomycota; Dothideomycetes; Pleosporales; Pleosporaceae.